AUGGCAGCAUUUCAAAUAGGCGAGAACGUGACAAGUUGGUUUGAAUUUUACUGGACAACACCGCAACAGGAUUUCAACGCGACCAAUCAAUCUACUACCGUGUCAACUGUCUCGUACCUUCCGUGGAACAAUCCGCAGAACAUCAUCUCUAAGAAAACGGCUGAUUCCAUUACGGACUCUUUGCAGUGUUACGUUUUACCGAUCCUCACCGUCAUUGGCAUACUCGGGAACAUCUGCAGUCUGAUCGUCCUUUUUCAAAAGAAGCUUCGUACGAGCACGACCACGAUGAUUCUUAUUGGCUUAGCGUUCUCGGACACGUGCUUUCUCGCCACGAACAUGGUACGAAAGAGCUCGUGCAUAAUAUCCCACUACGACAAACUCCUAUCGGAGAUCGUCUCGAACACGACUUUCUACUACAUGCACUACCUGAAAACAGCCUUCAGUCGCGUCUCCACGUUCCUCGUUGUACUCAUCUCCUUAGAAAGAGUGAUAGCCGUCGGGCUUCCUUUGAAGGCCAAGACGCUGAUCACCAAACGCCGCAUUCUUGCUGGCGUUAUCGCCUGCUAUGUCAUCGCCUUCGGUGGUCUCGCCGCCUACCCACCCCAGUACACGUACACCUUCGUCGGCAAAAGACCGUUUAUUGCUUACACGGACUUCGCUAAGAACAACGUAGAAAGCCUGAAGAUCUACAACGAUUACUUCCUCCCCAUCGGUUUUCGUCAUAUCCCAGUGGUAAUUGUGUUUCUCCUGAACACCGUCAUCAUCGUCCUCGUUCAUCGCAGCAACCGGUUCCAAAAGACUGCCUCCGUCCAGGACUCAAAGCGUAAAGACGAUCAGAAGAAGAUAACAAGGAUGUUGCUUACUGUCGACAUCGUGUAUCUGAUCUGCCUGCUGCCCGGGGACAUCUUUCUCCGCUGCUCCAUCGAAAUACCGGAGUUCCAGUACUUCAGAAGCCAGCACAAUCUCUUCCUGGCCAUAAGCGAUAUCACUCUUCUAUUCGAGAUGAUAAACUCGUGCAUCAACUUCGUCAUUUACAUGGUCCUCAAUCGCAAUUUCUACGACACCUACAUGCGCCUCUUCUGCUGCUACCUGCCCUACAUAAGGACAAUUGUACGCCGUCGACCACAGAGCGACACGGAGGCCUCCAUGAAAACCAAAGAGACGGUAUCUUCACGCAUUUUGCGGGAAAAUUCGAAGGACGGAGCGUCGGAAUCGUCGGCGUCGGAGCAACAUUGGGGAGACAAAAACGGGCACGAUAAUCUGACAUACAGAACCGAAGGACCAAUUGUUGAACCGUAA
Molecule: messenger RNA, 1299 nt
Organism: Dreissena polymorpha
Lineage: Eukaryota; Metazoa; Mollusca; Bivalvia; Myida; Dreissenidae
Product: probable G-protein coupled receptor B0563.6
Exons: 1
Coding region: 1-1299 (432 amino acids)
Biological process (GO): G protein-coupled receptor signaling pathway
Cellular component (GO): plasma membrane
Molecular function (GO): G protein-coupled receptor activity
Source: RefSeq, a predicted model, not a curated record